This is a messenger RNA of Rhagoletis zephyria (snowberry fruit fly), 2467 nucleotides long. Its product is annotated as alpha-protein kinase 1-like. NCBI's taxonomy places the organism in Eukaryota, Metazoa, Arthropoda, Insecta, Diptera, Tephritidae. The record is from RefSeq and is a predicted model, not a curated record.
AGCAAUCAGCACCGAUCGGCCGCGACGCUAACUCACCAAAUCGAAUGCCAAAUCUUGAUCAUUUGCUAAAAUCUAUAACUUCCUCUGUUUCCUACUCCACUUCAUCAACUAAAAAUCAACCACACGCCGAUUCACUAAACGCGCCGCCUACGUCGGUCACUUACUCCAUGUCCUCAUCCUCUACUUCAUCUUCAUCUUCUGCGCCUAAUGCCGCAUCCUCUUUCUCCGACUCUCCCUCACUGUCUUCCUCCUCUUCCACUGUCACCACUCAAGAUGACUCUACAACUUUUCUCGACUUUGACAAGCUAACACGCGCCAUUGUUGAUGAUUCCGUUUUACAGAAUUUCCGCAGUCAACAACAAUCUAGUGGACCUUCCACCGCAGUCGCCUACCAGACUGCACCGAGCGCCGCUAUGUCGCGCUCACUUUCGGUGGACAGUGAUGUGCGUGCCAUUGGUAACUCGGUAACGCAGAGUUAUAAUAAGCCACCGCCGCAAGCUCCCGCCCAGCUAACGCCACCGCAGCGUACACAACAAUUGUCACAGAUAAAAAACGCGCAUGUGCCCACUUCGCCAACGCCGCGCAUUGUAAUCGCGCGCGCGGAAGGUCAACGCAUCGCACCGAAUUCAGUGUCUUCUAUUAUUUCGUCGCUGGUGAUGCAGCCGACAAUCAAACCAACAACGAAUACGGCUUAUGAGGCGCUUGAUGAUUUCCUCACGAAGAAAUUCGGACAAACCACUACGAGUUAUACGAAAACGAAUACAGCAACAAAACUAACAAUAAGCGAGCGCAAUCGGCACCAAAUAGUGCAGCCACCGCAGCAACAAUACAACCAAAAAUUGCAAUCCAACUUCCAAAGUGUCGCAGCGAAGGCAACAACGAAUCUUGUACAAUCACAAACGAAACAACAACAAAACAAACUCAGCAGCAACANGCCAACAACGAAUACGGCUUAUGUGGCGCUUGAUGAUUUCCUCACGAAGAAAUUCGGACAAACCACUACGAGUUAUACGAAAACGAAUACAGCAACAAAACUAACAACAAGCGAGCGCAAUCGGCACCAAAUAGUGCAGCCACCGCAGCAACAAUACAACCAAAAAUUGCAAUCCAACUUCCAAGCUGUCGCAGCGACGGCAACAACGAAUCCUGCACAAUCACAGAUACAACAACAACAAAAGUUACCAGCACAAAAACAGCAAUUUAGUCAGCACUUUAGUCAGCAAUUUCAGCAAACUCAGCAGCAACAAAAACAACUGCAACAGUUACAGCAGUAUGCGCAGCAGCAGUUGAAGGAACAGCAAUAUUUCCAACAGUUCUCGAUAAAUGCGCGACCACAAGUGCAACAGCAGCAACAACAACAAGCGCCUAAGUCGAUACAGCAACAAUUUGGUGGAAAUUCAAUUUAUACAGCGCCACAGCAGCAACAGCAGCUGGCGUUGCAGCAGCAAAAGUCGACAUCGUGGCAUCAUCAACAACAACAGCAGCAACAACAACAAGCGCCUAAGUCGAUACAGCAACAAUUUGGUGGAAAUUCAAUUUAUACAGCGCCACAGCAGCAACAGCAGCUGGCGUUGCAGCAGCAAAAGUCGACAUCGUGGCAUCAUCAACAACAACAGCAGCAAGUGUCGCAGCACAAGCAAAGUCAGCAAUAUGCACAAGAAGAACAAACACAAUCACAACAACAAUAUCAGCCCCAAAAGUCGACAUCCACGCAAUUCUAUUAUCCUCAACAACAGCAGCAACAACAAACAUCACCUUUUACAAGCAACUUCUUCAGCAUCUUCAAUCAGCGGCAACAACCACAACUGCCACAAUUCCCUCCACUUGGCAAUACAGCUGCUAGAGCCACUUUUGAGAGUCCAACUCCAUCACAACAACAAUUUCCCAGCGCCAUUCUCAGCAAUAGUAUUGUGCCACCCGAACACGAUAAACAUCCAUCACAACAACAAUUUCCCAGCGCCAUUCUCAGCAAUAGUAUUGUGCCACCCGAACACGAUAAACAUGUGAAUAUUCAAUUGCCCGCGCUCACUGUCGGUCUCAUACCGGCGCCGACCGCGCUAACGCUAACCGCUCAACGACGCAUGGAUGUGGGCGCGGCUGCGGAUGUUGGUAGCUCUAGCGCGUCUAAAGAAGCGCUCGGCGACGACGGUGGUGCCUACACCGGCGUCAGUUCUUACGAUGUGCCACUGAGCAGCAUUGGCCGUCUGCCGAACGAUAUAACACAUCUGCUGAGACGAUUGCGCAAAGUCAAAUGAUGUUUUGGUUGGAAGGGAAGUGGCUAUUAGACGGCGACUAGCGGAAGAUGCUCAGGGUAGCUUCAAUAUUUGCCACAAAAUAUGCAUGUAAUUAUAUUUGUGACGUUCUUUAAUUUAUAAUUUUUGUAUUUUUAUUAUCCUUUUGAUUUUGUAUGAUUUCCAUUACUUAGUUCAAUACAGCAUACAAAUUGAAAGACAAAACUGCCAUUAAU